Zootermopsis nevadensis is the source of this 2959-nucleotide messenger RNA. It is a transcript of the gene Stt3B, whose product is annotated as catalytic subunit 3B of the oligosaccharyltransferase complex. The record is from RefSeq and is a predicted model, not a curated record. Gene Ontology annotation, biological process: post-translational protein modification. NCBI's taxonomy places the organism in Eukaryota, Metazoa, Arthropoda, Insecta, Blattodea, Termopsidae. Gene Ontology annotation, cellular component: membrane. Gene Ontology annotation, molecular function: dolichyl-diphosphooligosaccharide-protein glycotransferase activity.
GAUACGUGUCUAUGAAUUGUUUGUGGUAACAUGGCGGUGUCGUCUUCUGGCAGUUAUAUAAAAUCGUCAAUAUCGAAUUCGUCAGGAUGGAAAAGUUUAAUAACAUUUACAGUUUUGUUAUUAGCAUGGAUUUCAGGAUUCUCUUCUCGUUUGUUUGCUGUAAUACGAUUCGAAAGCAUCAUUCAUGAAUUCGAUCCUUGGUUUAACUAUCGUUCCACGGCUUACAUGGUGAAGAAUGGUAUUUAUAAUUUCCUGAACUGGUUUGAUGAAAGGGCCUGGUACCCACUGGGCCGCAUUGUGGGGGGCACUGUGUAUCCAGGCCUGAUGCUCACAUCUGGAAGCAUACACUAUGUGUUGCACACCUUCAACAUUCCGGUGCACAUCAGAGACAUCUGUGUGUUUCUGGCUCCAACAUUCAGUGGGUUGACCGCCAUCUCUACGUACCUGCUGACAAAGGAGCUCUGGUCACCAGGAGCAGGCCUGUUUGCUGCGUGCUUCAUUGCCAUUGUACCAGGCUAUAUCAGUCGUUCAGUGGCAGGUAGCUAUGACAACGAGGGCAUUGCCAUCUUUGCUCUGCAGUUCACAUACUAUCUUUGGGUGAAAGCAGUAAAGACGGGGUCAAUUUUCUGGUCCUGCUUGACAGCGCUGUCAUACUUCUACAUGGUGUCAGCGUGGGGAGGCUACGUGUUCAUCAUCAAUCUGAUUCCACUACAUGUCUUCACAUUGCUGGUGAUGGGGCGCUAUUCAAAUCGCUUGUUCACCAGUUAUUCUACGUUCUACAUACUGGGGCUUCUGCUUAGUAUGCAGGUCCCAUUUGUAGGCUUCCAGCCCAUCCGAACUAGCGAGCACAUGGCAGCUUCUGGUGUGUUUGCGCUGUUGAUUGCAGUGGCGUUCUUGAAGUACCUGCAGUCAUUGCUCUCAAGUGCAGAGUUCAAAUACUUCUUUGUGGUGGCAGCCCUGCUCACCCCGGUGUUCGUCUUUCUUACUGUUGUGGGCCUCACAUAUGCCGGUGUGAUUGCCCCUUGGAGUGGCAGGUUCUACUCUCUGUGGGACACAGGCUAUGCCAAAAUUCACAUCCCCAUCAUCGCAUCUGUGUCCGAGCACCAGCCCACCACUUGGUUCUCCUUCUUCUUUGACCUUCACGUUCUAGUCACUACGUUCCCCGUGGGUCUGUGGUAUUGUAUCAAGAGCAUCACUGAUGAGCGUGUGUUUGUGGUCCUGUAUGCGCUCAGUGCCGUGUACUUUGCGGGUGUGAUGGUGCGUCUCAUGUUGACACUGACGCCUGUCGUGUGUGUGCUGAGUGGGGUGGCAUUUUCACGCUUGUUGGAGCUGUACUUGAAAGAGGAAGAGAGCCCUCAAGUGACUGAGAGUGGCAGCGAGGACGAGGGUAGCGGGGAGGGAAACAGUCGCAACAUGUAUGACAAGGCUGGGAAAUUGCGCAAGAUGAAACAUGAGCAGCAGAAGGAGUCGGAUGGCCUGGGUGUGAACAUCCGCAGUAUUGUGAUUGUGGCUGUUCUGAUGUUGCUGAUGAUGUUUGCAGUUCAUUGCACAUGGGUCACUAGCAAUGCGUAUUCCAGCCCAAGUAUUGUCCUGGCCUCUUACAGCCAUGAUGGGUCACGGCAGAUCUUGGAUGAUUUCCGGGAAGCAUACUACUGGCUGUCUCAGAAUACAGACAAUGAUGCACGUGUCAUGAGCUGGUGGGACUAUGGGUACCAGAUUGCGGGCAUGGCCAACCGCACAACACUUGUAGAUAACAACACGUGGAAUAAUAGCCACAUUGCUCUGGUGGGCAAAGCGAUGUCCUCCAAUGAGAGUGAAGCAUAUAAAAUAAUGGUGUCUCUGGAUGUGGACUAUGUCCUGGUGAUAUUUGGUGGGGUGAUUGGUUACUCUGGAGAUGACAUCAACAAGUUCUUGUGGAUGGUGCGGAUAGCAGAAGGGGAGCACCCGCAGGACAUUCGGGAGAGUGACUACUUCACAGACAGGGGCGAGUUCCGGGUGGAUGCUGAGGGAACACCUACACUGCUCAACAGUCUGAUGUACAAACUGAGCUACUAUAAGUUUGGUGAAUUCAAGCUGGACUACCGGAGUCCUGCAGGGUUUGACCGCACCCGUAAUGUGAUAAUUGGAAACAAAAACUUUGAGUUGACAUACCUGGAGGAGGCCUACACCACAGAACACUGGCUUGUCCGGGUAUAUAAAGUCAAGAAGCCAGAUGAGUUCAACCGUCCACGAAUACCGGUGUCAGAACGUAAAAUAAAACGCAGCAAGAUCUUUGUAUCAAAGAAGACCAAUAAACGUAAGAAGGGAACAAUCAAGAACAAGCCAGUGGUUGUGAAAGGCAAGAAGCUGAGCUGAAGACAUCAGGUGUUGCCUUCACGGUGUGCCUAGAACAGGAGAACAGGAUGAAGGAUGAGAUGAUGCGUGUGACUGGCCCCUGUGGGAAUGUAGCAUGUGUUGCAUUUGAAUAUAUUUGUGCGUGUACAGCGGUCUUUAUUUUUUAGAACUGUAACGUAUUUUGUAAAAAAAAUAGGCUCUAUUUAACUUCUUGGUGUCUUAUUUGUGUAGAAGGUUAAUUGUUUUGUUUUUGGGUGCAAUUUGUUACAAGGACUCCAUCUGAUGUGCACUGUUGUUAUUUUAAUGUCUUGUUGAACUUUGCAAUACAUGCCACAUACAGCACUACCCUUUUCACAUCAAGAGUUGGAUUAGAAAAAUCCAUUUAUUGACAUCUGUAGUGUGUUUUCCUAAUCUUUUUGCACCAUUGAUACGGAACCUAACAGUAUCUCAUCUCCACAUUCACAAGAGCUGGCUCAAUCUACUUCAUGCCUUGAAAUCCUGUUAUUUCUCUGAUGUACAAAGAAUCCUGUCUGCACUUAUAGGUAGAAUUUCAGGCAUUUCAAAACAGAUACUUUGGACAAGUAAAGAAAUUCAGUAUUUUUCUGAAAUAAACUUGUGAAAGGAA